UCCGUAUCCUCUUAGCUUAGCCCUCCUGGCCCUUCUCCUCGCGUUCAUAGAAGUUGCUGGGACGACAGACGGUCAGUGGGGGCUGUUCAGUAUUCACACGUUUGUGGAAAUUUCGCCUCCCUGCUCGUAUUCGGCGGUGCUCCCUUCACGUCGAGGUGGUGUCACUUAAGUGCCACGAUUUGUUUAACCAGCGAAAAAAGAGCCGACGGCGGAUUUUUUUGGCAGAUUUUUUGGGGGGUUUAUUUUAGCUGCGCGCCAGGCACAUAGCACGCUGAUGGCGGUCACUAUCGAGGAUCUCUAUCGAAGCUACGGGGUCCUUGCUGAUGCCAAGGACGACGUCAGCCAGGUCAUACUGCCUGGCCUUUGGUGAAAGCAGUUUGAUUGGAGAGGAAGAUUUUGUCUAGUUAUUUAUUGUUGUGUUGAUAUUUGUUUUUGUGCAUAUGUUUUAUAUUUUAUUUUAUGUACAGUUUUUUAUGUCUUUAUUUGUAUUUGCAUUUAUUUUGCCUUGUUUUACUCUGCUGUCAGCAGCCAGGUCGGCAUUGCAAAGGAGAAUCAGUUCUCAAUUGCCUUACCUGGCACAAAGAUGCCUACCAAGUCAUACUGAAUGGUGUGAAGGGCGGGCCCAAGGAGAAGCGUCUGGCGGCUCAGUUUAUCCCCAAGUUCUUCAGCAGCUUCCCGGAGCUGGCCGACGCGGCCAUCAAUGCCCAGCUGGAUCUCUGUGAAGACGACGACGUGUCGAUUCGACGGCAGGCUAUUAAGGAGCUCCCGCGCUUUGCAACAGGCGAAAACAUCCUCAAGGUGGCGGAUAUUCUCACCCAGCUCCUCCAGACAGAUGACACGGCUGAAUUCAACCAAGUGAACGUUUCGCUGAUUUCCAUUUUCAAAAUUGAUGCAAAGGGCACCCUCGGCGGUCUCUUUUCGCAGAUCCUUCAAGGGGAGGACGUUGUGCGGGAGCGGGCCAUCAAGUUUCUGUCCACCAAGCUCAAGACUCUGCCUGAGGACGUCAUGACAAAGGAGGUGGAGGAGUACGUCUUUGCAGAGACCAAGAAGGUGCUGGAGGAUGUGACGGGCGAGGAGUUUGUGCUGCUGAUGCGCUUGGUGUCGGGCCUGCGCGUGCUGCAGACGGUGAGUGGGCGCCAGCAGCUUGUGGAGCUGGUGGUGGAGCAAGCUUUCCUGGAGCAGGCGCUCAACCCGGCCGAUCUCGACACGGUGGACCGCCUGCUGCAGUGCACGCGCCAGGCACUGCCCCUCUUUUCUAAAAAUGUCCAUUCCACACGUUUUGUGACGUACUUUUGUGAGCAUGUCCUGCCCAACCUCAGCACGCUGACGACACCUGUAGCCGAGCUCGACAUUCAACUUGAGGUCCUUAAGCUGUUGGCGGAGAUGAGUCCUUUCUGCGGCGACAUGGAGAAGCUGGAGACCAACCUCAACAUGCUCUUCACCAAGCUUCUGGAGUACAUGCCUCUGCCGCCAGAAGAGGUGGAGAAUGGCGAGCAGCUGGCCAGCGAAGAGCCCAAGCUGCAGUUCAGCUAUGUGGAGUGUCUGCUCUUCAGCUUCCACCAGCUGGGCAAGAAGCUACCCGACUUCCUCAUCGACAAGGUUGAUGCUGAGCGCCUCAAAGAUUUCAAGAUCAGGUUACAGUAUUUUGCCAGAGGCCUGCAGGUUUACAUCAGGCAGCUGCGAGUGGCUUUGCAGGGCAAGACGGGAGAAGCCCUCAAGACUGAUGAGAACAAGAUCAAGGUGGUGGCCCUGAAGAUAACAAACAACAUCAACGUCCUCAUAAAGGAUCUAUUCCAUAACCCUCCGUCAUUCAAGAGCGCUGUCACUCUGUCCUGGAAGCCCGUCCAGAAGGCCGAGGCGGCAGCCGUGGUUCUUAAGCGUCCGUCUGCCGAGGAUGCUAACUCGGGCGCCAGCCUGAAGAAGCAGGUGGCCCCGCAGCCUCGACGUGACGCGCGCCAGAUCUACAACCCACCCAGUGGCAAAUACAGUGCAUCUCUCGGGAACUUUAACUACGAGCAGCGCGGCGGCUUCAGGGGCGGACGGGGACGGGGCUUCGGCACCAGAGGCAACAGAAGCCGAGGGCGGAUCUACUGAGGCGGGUCAUGAGGGGUGUUGGGAGCGGUUGGUGGGGGUCGCUUGUCACUCACUGAACUGCAUCAUGUCGGGAUCUUUACCCGCAUCCAAAACGGACUAUGUACCACCACUACUGUCCCACUUCCUUGUUUUAUUUUUUGUCUCCAAUUGGUCUCCAUAUUUUUCAUACGCCCCUCCCCAAACACACACACACACACACACACACACACACAGGUGAUCUCUUCUUCCGAAUGGACUUUUCUAUUCAGACCAAUUUGAACCCGUCAAGAAGCCAAGGCCCGUAGCUCCUCUCCCUUGUUGUUUUUUCAAUGACGUGUAUCCGUGUGGAACAAAAAUACUGCCGAGUUGUGACACACAAAUAGUUUUGGUCCUGUUGGGUGUUUUUCAAAAGAAAAAAGUAUUAAAAAAAAGGUCCUCUUUUUAGUUUGCAGCAUAAUGUUGGAAUGCAUUUGUUUUAACCUUUGUAUUUAAUCUUGGUUUUUUUUGUUUUUUUUUUAUAUAUAAAUUGUUAUUGGUAGAGCUUCAGUUUGAAUUGGCAGACUAUUACAACUUUGUAUGAAUCGAUGAUGUUGUCAGAUUUUUAUCAUAAACUUGAAUGGAAGU
Molecule: messenger RNA, 2697 nt
Organism: Phyllopteryx taeniolatus (common seadragon)
Lineage: Eukaryota; Metazoa; Chordata; Actinopteri; Syngnathiformes; Syngnathidae
Gene: api5
Product: apoptosis inhibitor 5
Exons: 15
Coding region: 460-2094 (544 amino acids)
Biological process (GO): negative regulation of apoptotic process
Cellular component (GO): nucleus
Molecular function (GO): RNA binding
Source: RefSeq, a predicted model, not a curated record